UGUGGUUUGACCAGAGAUAAACGGUUUGACUUUGACAGCUUGUCAAUACCAAGUAACAUAUUAAAAAAUGAGUUCUUUAUUAAAUUGCGUACGAUUGUCAAAGGAGAUAUGUAAAAAUAAUAAAGUUAUAUUACUGGCUGUUAGACAUCAUUGGAAUAAGGAUUACAAACCCGGGCCAUAUCCUAAAAGUGAGGAAGAAAUGGCAGCCGCAGCCAAAAAGUACGGCCUUACAAGAUCAGAGUACAAACCUUAUCCUGAUGAUGGACAGGGAGCAGGAGACUACCCCAACAUGCCCUUAGUAUCUGCCGAUUCAAAGGACCCCUUUUACCCAUGGGAUAACCCAGAAUUAAAAAGAAAUUUUAAUGAACCGCUUCAUAGAGAGUUCGAUUUGAUGAGAGAAGAUCGUUAUGAUGUAAGUGCAAAGCUCAGAUGGCCAAUGUGGAUAUAUUGGGCUCAAUUCCUAGGAGUAAUGGCAGGUUGUUUUGCAGUUUAUGCAUUAGCAGAACGUGUAAAAAUGUUCCCUGCUGUUAUACCAAGACAGUAUCCAAGUCAAGGUAAAAUUCAUUACACAUUUGAGCAAAAUUAAUUUAUAAUUUAAAAUGUACAGCUUAUUGUUUUCAAUAAAAAAUUAUAUAGG
This is a messenger RNA of Brassicogethes aeneus, 637 nucleotides long. NCBI's taxonomy places the organism in Eukaryota, Metazoa, Arthropoda, Insecta, Coleoptera, Nitidulidae. The record is from the annotation of a GenBank genome assembly.